CUCAUUUAUCCCAUUACCCAGCAUAGCACCAUAACUCGCGACUCGGAACUCAGACAAUCAAGCCCUAAUUGCUUCUCCCUCCCGACUCCACCGACGUUCUUCUCCGCUGUGCUCGCACAAUGGCAACCGAGGCCGAUAAACCCACAGCCGCCGCCACCAACGGUGGUUCUCAAGCCAAACCUGCCAAGGAACUGCCCUCCACGGACCCUAAUCUAGCCGAGGACUCCACCGUUGCACCGCCGUCGGACGAUGGUUCGGGUAAGGAAGCUGUAGAUGAUAAGGAAGGGCUAGAUUCGAAGAGCAACACUGCUGAUGCGGGCUCCGGGAAUGCUGAUUCCAUCACCGACACGGAGAGGAAAAUCCGACGGGCUGAGCGGUUCGGGAUUUCUGUUCAGUUCUCCGAGAAAGAGAAACGUAACUCUCGCGCUGAAAGGUUUGGUACUCCCUCAACAACGCAAGGUUCAGAGGCGGCUAAAACUGUAGAGGGGGCGAAAACUGCAGAGGGAACGAAAACUGCAGAGGAGUUAAAAAGGAAGGCUAGGGCAGAGAGAUUUGGGCUACCUGUAACAGCCGAGCCAACUGAUGAUGCUGCAAAAAAGAAGGCACGGCUGGAAAGGUUUGGAUCGAUACCCAAACCAGAUGCAGCUGAAGAUGACAAGAGGAAAGCCAGAGCUCUCAGGUUUGCAGAACCUUCACCGACUUCACUCUCUUUGACUGAAGAGGGUGAUAUUCAGCCAGAUGCCGCAAUUGCUGGAAAGGCUGGUGGAGGGUCAUGAAUAUGAAGAGAGAUCCCCCUAGGCAACUGUUAGUUUUAAAUUUGCAGGUCUGGUGUUAUGACUGGUGGGUGUCUAGUGAUGGUCUCUGUCUUUUGUAAUGUGAACUCUUAGCUGUUAACUCUCAGCAGUACUUCGCUUGGCACUGUUGAUACUUCAUAGGACCUGGGGCUGUAUUUUAGUGAUAGAGUCGCGUUGCGUUUAUGUCUGUUUUCUUUUACCUCUGAAUACCGAUGCUUGUUUGGGGCUGAGAAGAUUACACCACCACCACCACUUUGGAGUGUUCACUGUUUGCAAAGCCCUUGAGAGUAUUAAGGAUUUAUGACUAAAUUUAGGUGUCUUCUGAAACUGGCUUAGCCUUGUAGUUCACUAGUAUGUCUAGGAGGUCAAUGGGUCUGUCCUACAUCUUAAUUUCCACCUUGAAACAGCAGCUUGUUUAACAUAGUCUCAUGCAGCAGGAACUCUAUAUCUGUCCAGGUUUGGUGGUGACUGUGCAUGCUGUGUAGCCCCCUUGAAAUUGUGAAGUGCAUGCUUUUUCUGCGUAAGUGGUUAUGUCGAACAUGUGCCACCAUUAACCUUACGGGGCUCUAUUCUCUGUUUUUUCUUCCGUCUGUUAAAACUCUUGUUUGAACUUCUUGAAUUCUAGUGGCAGUAUAGCCAUAGGAAAUGCAUUAUUGGGUUCAAUAUUAUAUGAAAUGUUUCAGACCAGGUAGCCUUUCAGCUGAACGUGGCCGAUACAAUGCAUCUUGUUCUUUUGUGGAAGAUGGGAUUACUGCUGAGUUCUUCGCUAUAACCGUAGACUAUGAGUCUUUUUUUUUUUUUUAAAUGGAAUUUCGUGCUAACAAUCUCUUUUCUUUUUGUGGGUGUUAUUGGAUGAGUCUUAUCUAAGGAGCUCUAUUGUCUAUUUUGUCUUGUUUGUUUUUGUGUCCGUUCCAAUUUUUCAGUCGAACUCUCCUGUACUCUUGGGGUCCUUGGAAAUAAGUGAACACUCUUAAAGGUCUGGUUGGUUUGUCUUGGCCUCAUGUUGAAUGGCUUUAAGCUGGAAGGUGGGUUUUCCAUGGAUAAUGUUUUGGGAAUGGUAUUCGGUUAUU
Linum tenue is the source of this 1864-nucleotide messenger RNA. Lineage: Eukaryota; Viridiplantae; Streptophyta; Magnoliopsida; Malpighiales; Linaceae. The record is from the annotation of a GenBank genome assembly.